Messenger RNA from Poecilia reticulata (guppy), 2712 nucleotides. RefSeq names its product fibroblast growth factor 23 (gene fgf23). Lineage: Eukaryota; Metazoa; Chordata; Actinopteri; Cyprinodontiformes; Poeciliidae. The record is from RefSeq and is a predicted model, not a curated record. Gene Ontology annotation, molecular function: growth factor activity.
GAGGUGGAAGUGGUCCUUCCGUUUUCAGCAGCCCGCACAUCUUUGCGGGCGACUGUUUUGCUUUUUUUUCCUAGCAGGAGUGGCGCUCGGAGGGGUUUAAAAAGGUGCAGUCCGCAAACUUGGGCGCAACAGAGCUCCCAGUGGAAACCAGCAGGAUGGACGUCAGCAAGCGACCGGGGAUGAGGGACACCGUGCUGGCGCUCCUCCUCGCCGUCCUGCAGGGUCUCCCCAUCGGGGAAGCCUCCCCGAACCCGUCCCCGUUGGCUGGAUCCAACUGGGGGAACCCGAGGAGAUACGUCCACCUGCAGACCUCCACGGACCUCAGCACCUUCUACCUGGAGAUCAGGCCGGACGGCGCGGUGCGCAGAGCCACGUCCAGGACGUCAUACAGUGUAAUUCUACUGAAAGCUGAAACACGGGAGCGCCUGGCCGUCUUCGGAGUCAAAAGCAACCGCUACCUGUGUAUGGAUUCAGAGGGCAACCCCUACACCUCGUCUGUUUGUCUCAGGGAGGAAUGUUUGUUCAACCACAAGCUUCUGGAGAACAACCGUGACAUAUACUACUCCACCCGGAAUAGCAUCCUGUUCAACCUGGAGGGCUCCCGGCAGGUGUACGUGGCGGGCCAGAAUCUGCCGCAGACCGCCCUCUUCCUGCCAAAGAAGAACACGGUGCCGCUGGAGCGCCUCCUGCUGCACAGGGGGAAGAGGAACCAAGUGGUGGACCCCUCAGACCCACACAACGCCCUCAUCUUCCAGACCGAGGACGGCUCGGACUCCAGGGCCGUGCGAGAGGAUGACGGAGACCUGGAAGUGGAGGUGGAGACUGAGGUUGGGGACGACGGGGUGAACGCCUCCAGGGAGACGCCGCAGCAUGGUCCGUCCAACCACGACCCCUGGAACGUACAGUCUUCCAGACAAGUUAGCCCCCGGAUCACCGGCACCGUGGGACGAGCUUAGAGGGGCAAACUACUCAUAAAGCUGCAGCAUGGAACUUUGAUUAAAAAUACAUAUCUUUACAUAUUUGUUUAAACUGUUACUAUGUUCUGACAGCAUGAGACGAAAAAUCUGGCUCCUCUGUCUUCUCCCAGAGCUAACUAGAAACAACCAGAGCCAGGAGGAGGGUCUUAAGCGCUGUCAAUCAUCCCUCUGCAUGAAUGCUAAUGCUAUUUAACAUCGACACAAAUCACUGCUUAUAAAUCAUUUUCCUGUAACAGUAAGAUGUUUCUCCUCCAUUAGCGCAUUUAGCAGUGUACAUGAAGAUGAUUGACAGCGCUAAGGCCCUCCUCCUGGUUUUGAUUAGCUGUUUUUGGCUGCAUUUCUUCAGACGGCCAUAGUAGCCAAGGGAAGAGGUGGAGAUUGAUCUUUUCAUAGAUUACCUGUCUCAUAACAACCCGUUACAACGUGGAGAGUUUAAACAAAUAUGUAAAAAACCUUUUUUAAUUAUAAAAGUUACAUUCUGCUACUUUAAAGACUUUAGAUUAGGCCAAACUGCUGGUGAAUGAUUUAGAAAAGCAGUGUUUCCACGCUGAAGGUGGAGCUUUUCACUUGAGUUGCAAUCACUUUUGCACAAUUUCUAUUAUAUUUAAUAUUCAAUAAGAUCAGAUCUUUAGAUUUAGCCGUUUUUUUAAAUAGUAGUUUAGAUACUUAGUUAAAUUCCCAAAACGUAAAUUAUAUUCCAUGUAUUUAGUUGGGUUUUUUUUUCUAAAACUAACAAAGCUCAGUAGAAUAUUUUCAAACGUAAAUGUGUACUUUGUGGGUUUUCACUAACAAACCCACAAAGACAGAAGCCUGACUUAUCCUACCUCUGGAGGACCAAAGCUGCUGGUGAAGCCAGCCAGGCAUCGCUUCAAAUCUAAAUGUACAUAUAAAUAUACGUACAAGUAGCUACUAGUACAGUUAGGGUUUUAUUUUUACUGCUUUUACAUAUCAGAUUUUUUGUUACUUGAUAAACCUUAACAACAGAUUAUUAUUUAAUGUCGAUUUUAACUGCAUUUGUCCACCAUCCAAUACAUGACUUGAAAAGAAGGUGACUACAGGGUAAAAACUUUAACAAAGUCAAAAUUUUGAGCUCAAAUUUGACCUCUUGUGUGAUAAACAAUCAGGUGCUGGACACCCAGCAGAACAAAAACAACCCAAACACUAUUUAUUUAUUUAAAUCCAUUCCUUUAUUGUUAUUUAUGGUAUUUAUAAGGACGCUUUACAGUUAUAAUGUACAUACAAACUAAAAAAUAAAGGUUUACUUUUGAAUGUAUGAGCUGGAGUUGUUGUUGAUGGAGAUUUGCUUGAAUUUGGUGCAAAAUAAAGAGAAAAGGAAGCAUUUUCAGCGUCUGUCUGCUACCUCAAGCGCUCUCCAGGUUUCCACUCACAUCAUAACAAUGUGGCACAUAAAUCACAUUAAAUACUUUUUGACACCUGAAUGACAAAUCCACGUUAAAAGAAAAGUUUGAUUGCAGAGUCCCGAUUAUACUGGAGUUAAUAAAAAUGUAAACUGUUGACUAAUCUUAUAUCUAAGGUUCACUUAUUGUUUUAUUUAGAUUGUUUUGUUAAAUAGUGAAAAGGCUUUUAAGAUUAACAUUCAACAACCUUCACAAUUAUUGGUAAAAAUAUGUAAAAUGGCUUAAAAUAAAUUGUUUUAUUGCAGCAGCACAAAUUUUUACACACAAAAAAAAACAACUUACGUACAAUUGUACUGGUGGGAAUAAAUAUUAAGAAA